CAGAUUUGCAUCAAUGAAAAUGUAGAACCAUGAACGCAUCGGCACCAACGUCUCCGCUUCAUGUGGAGUCUGCGCAGCUGCCAAAAGUGUACCCGCUCCAACUGGGCCUCGCUUAUUUGUUGCUUGUCGGGUAUUUGGCAAGGACGCUUUUCGUCAGCCUGAAUCUGCCGGCUUCAGUUGGUGUCAUACUCACCGGAUGGAGCUUCAGCUACUUCAUUCAGGAUGACAUCUUCUACGGCAGGGACAUGCUGCAAGAGUUGGCGUUUUUCCUUGUGUUGCUGACUGCUGGGUUGGGGAUUUCCAUCUCGAGCCUCAAAACCCAUCUCUUCGUCUUGGCGUGGCUGCCUGCGACGCUGGAGCUGCUGGCGAUCGCGGCCUUUGCGUCCUGGCACUUGGGCUUCACCCUGGCGGAGGGACUCAACCUGGGGACGGUGCUGGUGGGCAUUGGCGAUGGCCUGGUGAUUCCAAAGAUGAAAGAGUUCAGCUGUCGCUUUCCGCAGCACCCCAUGCCGUACCUCAUGCUCUGCUGGGCACCCUUGGAGGCAAGCUUCGCGCUCACGCUCUUCGGCGUGUUCACGGCAGUCUCCGCUCCCGCGAGCAUGCCGGACCUGAACAUACUUGUGCUCAUUUUCUUGACUUGCAUGCGAAUAGCGGCGACGGUCGUCGUCGGCGCGUUCCUGGGGAAGGCUGCGGGCUACCUCAUCCACCACCGCAAGGAGGUGAAGCUUUUUGGUCAGCCCGUGUUUCUAAAUCAGCCGGUGGAAGCAUUUCUGAUGCUUCUGUCGGUGGCUUUGUGUGCCUACGGCCUGGGCAGCCCAUCAAGGGGAAACCCGAUCUCCAUGUUUGGCCUGGGCCCUCUCUUCCAGGCGGAGCUCAUGGUGAUUGUCACUGGCUCCACCUUUGCGGACUACUGCGACGAGCACUGCGCGGACCUCCUGCUGGAGGUUGAAGUCAUCAUGGGGGGCGUGUGGGUGUUUGGCCAGCUUGUACUUUUCUCCAUGCUCGGUAGCAAGACCAGUGCAUCCGUCUUCCCAAACCUUGUCACGGUGCUUCCGAUCAUGGGAGUGGGGCUUUUGGCCCGCUUCAUCGGCGUUCUUGCUGGAGUCAUUGGCACUCGGAAUGACCGCGGUGUCUCUCAGCAAGGAAUGUGCGGGUUGCUGGCCGAUGCCUUCUUUUGCUUCCUGGCCUGUCUGCCGCGGGCGACGAUCCAAGGGGCUCUUGGGGCUGUGCCGGUGAACCAGCGCUUCUUCCAGGACGUGGCAGAGCAGGAAGAUCGGAGUGAGGCGCGGGAGUUCAUCUUCACGGCGGCGCGGCUCUAUAUCUUUUGUAUGUCGAUCUUCGGCAUGUUCAUGCUGAACACUUUCGGCCCAAAGAUGCUGGAGGCCGGCAGGGAGCGCCCUGCCGAAGAAGACUUCCUAAACUCUACAGAAAUCGGUGAGCCAGAGCCGGAAGUGAACGGCCGGGUGGCGGAUGCUGCGAAGACUCUGGGUAAGGAGUUUCACCUUGAGCACAAGCACGUGCUGGAACUGCUGGGUCGGCCUGAGCGCCACCCGGCCCAGCCCAAGCUGCUCUCCAAGCGGACGGGCUCCAGCUUCGGGCUGCAAAGCGUGCCAGAAGCAGAGGCUUGGCAGGACCUCGGCGUGCAGAAUGAUACGCCUAUGUCCUCGCCCACGCACUCCAUGCUGAGCAUGUCGAAGCUCGUGGAGGACGACGAUGCGGGCUUCCUGCGGGGCCGGGCGCACUCGGAGCCCAUUUCUCCACCCAGCAGAGGGAAGCCUGCUCUCCUGCGACGUCAUGAGAAAAGGAUGGAAAUCUUGACGCAGUUCGAGUCAAGAGGUCUUCCAGAUCCCAUCAGUGACAGGCCCCAGGAGAAUGAGGAGUCUGACGAAGGUGAAGAGAGGAUCAGCAGAACUCUUCGAGCCCAGUCAGCCUUGUGAUCCCCGUUUCAUUUUGAAUUUUCAUGGACGCAUGGUCGCCGUGUUCGUGUUUGUUGUUUGUUUCUCUCUUGGAGAACUUUGCA
Effrenium voratum is the source of this 2020-nucleotide messenger RNA. The record is from the annotation of a GenBank genome assembly. NCBI's taxonomy places the organism in Eukaryota, Dinophyceae, Suessiales, Symbiodiniaceae.